AUGAUUGUUUCGUUAAAGGAGGCAAGUCGUUUACUCCAGGAAGCCGGUAAUGUUUUUACUUCAGAAAUGAUUGAGUACUUCACUGUACCAGAAGUUGAUCGCUUCUUGGUCACAAUCCAAAUGGAAACUUUGCCUUGGGUUGUCCCAAUACAGGUGAUACAAGCUGAAACGGAUGUUAUUCCAGCACAACGAUCACAACAUAUAACAGCUGAUCCCAGCAUGAAUUCAAUUACUGAUAAUGAAAAUGUACCUUUCGACUCAAAGAGAACAAACCCACGUUCAUUUGAAUUCGAUUUCAAGUUCCGAAUUUUUGCUCAGAAUGAAUAA
Messenger RNA from Entamoeba invadens IP1, 327 nucleotides. RefSeq lists its product as hypothetical. The record is from RefSeq and is a predicted model, not a curated record. NCBI's taxonomy places the organism in Eukaryota, Evosea, Mastigamoebida, Endamoebidae. The transcript has a single exon. Bases 1 to 327 code for a protein of 108 amino acids.